GCCAACUUUAGUAACUGCGUGAGUUUCCUGAGCAUUUUGGGAAACAAUGGGGAUUGGCAAGAACACUACUUCUAAAUCUGUAGAAACGGGAAGCCCAACAGAGGGCAAAUACGAGGAUGAACCGAAGCAUCCUGCUUUCUUCACAUUACCGGUUGUAAUAAAUGGUGGCGCAACAUCUAGUGGUGAUCAAGACACAGAAGAUACAGAGCUUAUGGCAAUAUAUACUACAGAAAAUGGAAUUGCUGAAAAGAGUUCUCUGGCAGAGACGUUGGACAGCAGUGGAAGCUUAGAUGCACAAAGAACGGACAUGAUAUACACAAUAGAGGAUGUUCCUCCCUGGUACCUCUGCAUAUUCUUGGGCUUACAGCACUACCUGACCUGUUUCAGUGGUACAAUAGCAGUGCCCUUCUUACUAGCAGAUGCCAUGUGUGUGGGAUUUGACCAGUGGGCAACCAGCCAGCUGAUUGGGACCAUAUUUUUCUGUGUAGGAAUCACAACUUUGUUACAAACAACUUUUGGGUGCCGGUUACCUUUAUUUCAAGCCAGUGCUUUUGCAUUCUUGGCUCCAGCCAGAGCGAUUCUGUCCUUGGACAAGUGGAAAUGCAACAACACAGCUAUAACGGUUACAAAUGGAACGACAGAGCUGCUGCACACAGAACAUAUCUGGUAUCCCAGGAUACGAGAGAUCCAAGGUGCUAUUAUCAUGUCAUCUUUGAUAGAAGUGGUGAUUGGGUUUUUGGGCCUGCCAGGGGCACUCCUGAGCUACAUUGGGCCCCUGACCAUCACGCCAACAGUGGCUCUCAUUGGGCUCUCCGGUUUCCAGGCUGCAGGGGAAAGAGCUGGAAAACACUGGGGCAUAGCCAUGCUGACUAUUUUCCUAGUGCUGUUGUUUUCUCAGUAUGCCCGAAAUGUCAAAUUCCCUUUACCAAUUUACAAGUCCAAGAAAGGAUGGACUGCAUAUCGGUUGCAACUUUUUAAAAUGUUUCCUAUCAUUCUUGCCAUUCUGGUGUCGUGGUUGCUCUGCUUCAUCUUCACUGUGACGGAUGUCUUUCCUCCUGACAGCACAAAGUAUGGCUUUUAUGCACGCACGGAUGCCAGGCAAGGCGUCCUCUUGGUAGCGCCAUGGUUCAAGGUUCCCUAUCCAUUUCAGUGGGGAUUGCCAACUAUUUCCGCGGCAGGCGUCAUUGGGAUGCUCAGUGCGGUGGUUGCCAGCAUCAUUGAAUCAAUUGGCGAUUAUUAUGCCUGUGCAAGGUUGUCUUGUGCCCCUCCACCACCGAUCCAUGCAAUAAAUAGAGGCAUUUUCAUAGAAGGCCUUUCUUGUGUAUUGGAUGGCAUAUUUGGUACUGGAAAUGGAUCCACUUCUUCUAGUCCUAAUAUUGGAGUCUUGGGGAUUACAAAGGUUGGAAGCAGGCGGGUUAUUCAGUACGGAGCAGCCUUCAUGCUGUUGCUUGGAAUGGUUGGCAAAUUCAGUGCUUUGUUUGCAUCGCUCCCUGAUCCAGUGCUUGGAGCUCUCUUCUGCACCCUUUUUGGGAUGAUUACUGCUGUAGGGCUGUCAAAUCUCCAGUUCAUAGAUUUGAAUUCUUCCCGGAACCUCUUUGUGCUUGGAUUUUCUAUCUUCUUCGGAUUGGUCCUUCCGAGCUAUCUCCGACAAAAUCCAUUGGUCACAGGAAUAGCCAGCAUUGAUCAAGUACUCAAUGUUCUUCUUACUACAGCCAUGUUCGUUGGGGGUUGUGUAGCAUUUAUUUUGGAUAACACUAUUCCAGGAAGUCCCGAGGAAAGAGGAAUCCGGAAGUGGAAAAAAGGAGUGGGCAAAGGCAGCAAAUCUAUCGAUGGCAUGGAAACCUACGACUUGCCUUUUGGCAUGGAAAUGAUCAAGAAGUACAGGUGUUUCCGUUUCUUGCCCAUCAGUCCCACCUUUAUGGGCUACACAUGGAAAGGCUUCAGGAAAGGAGCCCAGGAGGAGGACUCGGAGGCUACCGUAUAGCCCCUGCUGAAAACGCCUCCCUUCCAUUCUUGCUGUAGUAACUGACAGAUCUGCAGCAACUCGCUGGUUUUUAUUUUAUUUUGUAUAUUUGCAUUUUAAAUUCUGGAACCAGAGCCGAGACAGAUUCUAAAAAUAGCUUUCCUGUGGUGGGCGGUGAUAGCUAUCUAUAAUGUCUCUCUUUAGUUAACAUGGUGCUUGGCUUUAUUUUAAAAACUUAGUUAAAAUAGCCUAUCCUAAAUUUUA
Messenger RNA from Euleptes europaea (tarantolino), 2227 nucleotides. It is a transcript of the gene SLC23A2, whose product is annotated as solute carrier family 23 member 2. The transcript is spliced from 15 exons. Gene Ontology annotation, cellular component: membrane. Bases 47 to 1984 code for a protein of 645 amino acids. Gene Ontology annotation, molecular function: transmembrane transporter activity. Gene Ontology annotation, biological process: transmembrane transport; L-ascorbic acid metabolic process. The record is from RefSeq and is a predicted model, not a curated record. Lineage: Eukaryota; Metazoa; Chordata; Lepidosauria; Squamata; Sphaerodactylidae.